This is a messenger RNA of Eruca vesicaria subsp. sativa (arugula), 898 nucleotides long. The record is from the annotation of a GenBank genome assembly. NCBI's taxonomy places the organism in Eukaryota, Viridiplantae, Streptophyta, Magnoliopsida, Brassicales, Brassicaceae.
AACUCAUAAGAACAUAAAUUAAAACAGAAUAUCUUACCAUAUACAGAACAUGUCAAGUUAACAACAGAACUGAGUUUUUUUUUGUUGUAACUGAUGUCUUCAUCCGGGGAAGCGUUUUAAAUAAGAUCAGUGGCUUUUGAGUUAGCUAACUACUCCAACGAACCAAAGGAAUAGUAUUUUUUUAAAAAAAAAUGGAGGAAGAGAGAAACCAAAAGCCACAUCGAGUUUCACGUAAAGACCAGAGCGGGUCCCACCGGAGUUAUGGAACGGGUGAUGAAGCGGCGCCGAGAGUCAAAUGCUCGGGGGAAAGGUGUCGGUCGUGGGCGGCGGCGGUGAUCGCAGACUGUGUGGCGCUUUGCUGUUGUCCCUGCGCCGUCGUGAACCUCCUCACUCUUGCCCUCGUUAAGGUCCCGUGGAUGCUUGGCCGGAAAUGUAUGGGCCUGAGUAAGAAGCGGAGGAAAAAGAUACACCGUGAGCGUGAGGAACGGUUUCGUCACCACCACCGGGGGUCAGAGACGGUGAAAGGCGUGAGUGGUGGUGGAUGUUGCGGCGGAGUGGCCAGAGAGUUCGAUGACCACUGGUUUGUGGUGGAGAGAGAUGGGAGCCUGACGAAAGAGGAAGAGGAGGAGAAAACGGCGUCGUUAAAGGGAGAGGAUGAGGCAAGGGUCAGUGCGAGAGUAGAAGCUGAGAGAGUUUGGUUGGAAUUGUAUCAGAUUGGACACCUUGGCGGCUUUGGUAGAGUCUCUUUCACUCAGUAACAUAAUUAACUAGGCCCUAUAAUUUCAAGUACCAUAUAUGUUUUUUUGUGUGUUGUGACAUUAUUUGGUACAGCAAAUGAUAAACAAUACAAUUACAUCCAAAUCGUAAGUUGUAGAAAAGGUCUUAUUUUGGUUAUGGC